Molecule: messenger RNA, 2338 nt
Organism: Oreochromis niloticus (Nile tilapia)
Lineage: Eukaryota; Metazoa; Chordata; Actinopteri; Cichliformes; Cichlidae
Gene: rnf41
Product: ring finger protein 41
Exons: 7
Coding region: 261-1217 (318 amino acids)
Biological process (GO): protein ubiquitination; regulation of canonical NF-kappaB signal transduction
Cellular component (GO): plasma membrane signaling receptor complex
Molecular function (GO): ubiquitin protein ligase activity; zinc ion binding
Source: RefSeq, a predicted model, not a curated record
UUGUAGCAGUACGUCAUGACGUCGCCGCUCGCUUGCGUCUCAAUGACGCUGAAGUGUAGGAUGUAGCACAGGACGUGGCUAUCAAGCUCCUAGCUACACUGGGACGUCUGAAAAAACACAGAAUUCGUCAUAAAGAACUAGUUUAAUACACGCUUAGCAGGGAGGCCAUUUUACCAGAUGUGACGUAUCAGCAAAACAUCAGGACCUGAAUGGAAACAUUUGAGGGCUUUUGUGCGUGAGGAGGUUGUGGGUAAUGUACCAUGGGGUACGACGUUACGAGGUUUCAAGGGGAGGUGGAUGAAGACCUGUUGUGUCCAAUAUGUAGUGGAGUGUUAGAAGAACCAGUGCAGGCUCCACACUGUGAACAUGCCUUCUGCAAUGCCUGUAUAACGCAGUGGUUUGCCCAGCAGCAGAUUUGUCCUGUUGACCGCACAGUAGUGACGCUGGCUCACCUCCGUCCUGUGCCCCGCAUUAUGCGCAACAUGUUGUCCAAACUUCAGAUCAGCUGUGAUAAUGCGAGCUUUGGUUGCACAGCCACACUGCGGUUGGACCAGCUGCAGUCACAUCUCAAGGACUGUGAGCACAACCCCAAAAGGCCUGUCAACUGUGAGGAGGGAUGUGGGCUUGAAAUGCCCAAAGAUGAGUUGCCCAAUCAUAACUGUAUUAAACACUUGCGGAGCGUUGUCCAGCAGCAGCAAACUAAAAUUUCAGAGCUGGAAAAAACUGUAGCAGAACAUAAACACCAGCUGGGGGAACAAAAACGAGACAUUCAGCUGCUAAAAGCCUACAUGAGAGCAAUUCGCAGUGCAAACCCGAACUUGCAAAACCUUGAGGAGAGCAUCGAGUACAAUGAGAUACUUGAGUGGGUAAACUCCAUGCAGCCUGCUAGAGUGACACGCUGGGGUGGCAUGAUCUCCACUCCUGAUGCUGUCCUCCAAGCAGUCAUCAAGCGCUCCCUCAUUGACAGCGGCUGUCCUCUCUCGAUUGUAAACGACCUGAUCGAAAACGCCCACGAGCGUAAUUGGCCGCAGGGACUGGCCACUCUCGAGACGCGGCAGAUGAACAGGCGCUACUAUGAGAACUACGUUGCCAAGCGUAUCCCUGGCAAGCAGGCAGUGGUGGUGAUGGCCUGUGAGAAUCAGCAUAUGGGGGAGGAUAUGAUCCUGGAGCCCGGCCUGGUUAUGAUCUUUGCGCACGGAGUCGAGGAGAUCUUAUAACUGUGCAGCUAGCUGAACUGAUCCAGCGACGAGUAGGGACGUUUUGCUUUGGGGGUUUGCUGUGAUGAGUAUGAUUUCUCUCUUUGGAGUGAAACCUUUUGAAUAAAUCUGGCUUAUUUAAAGUAAACUCUUAGGCUUACUCCUAAGCUUGAUACCUAUGCCUUAAAGUAAGGACAAAUGCUUAUCGAACCUGGCAAAUAUAAACUUAAACUGACUGAUAUCUAAGAUAAAAGAUGAGAUGUGAUGUUUACAAGGUUUAUAUUUAGUGCAUUAUCUGAUCUGAUUGUUCUGCUCCAUGUCCUGAUAGAGUAAUAAGCCCAAACCCCAGUUUAAUGUGCUCUGUUGUAUAAAUGCUUGUAAAUAGAAAUACUAUAUUGAAUUAUAAAUGUUAUACUCCUCACUGUAAUUAGAUUGUGAUUUUCUGUUUUUGUUAAUCUCAGUUCUCUUUAGUCAGCUUGUCUUACUGUCUACAGGGACGUGCUUGCUUUAGUAUUUAGUUUCCUGUGAAUAUUCCCAGAGACAUUGUGCUUCUCAGUUUAGAUUGUUCAGACCUUCCGUGCCAUUUGUUUUAUUUAUUGUGUUGCCUUUCACACAAACAUGCUUGAAGAUGUUAUGAUGUGACAUUUGGAGCUCUGCCUUUAUCGGUGCAUUUGAAGUUCACUGCAGAAAGAAAUUGAUUUUGUGUUCUAUCUGUUUGUUGCCUCAGUUGUACAUAUAGUCUGUAUGUUGGGUCCAGUGAAAGUUUUAAAGUUUGGGAUAUGACUAUGUAUAAUGAGCUUUGAAAAAGUGUUGUGGCUCAUUUCUGAUUUAAAUAUAGACAUUUACAUUAUAGACAUCUUUUCAUUAUUCACAGUUGGCUAACAUUGUCACUGAAAUGCCACUAAAACCAGACACAGCUUGGAGAUUGUACCAGUAUUUGUAAAGUCACUUUUAAGGCUUUCAAGAGGAGAAAUGCUUUGCCAUUAGUCACUCAUUGCUGUAGUAAGACGAGCAAAAAAAGCUGUUGUUAUAGAAACCCACACAAGUGGAUGAUUCCCUUUACUAUUUUCCUUGUUAUUGUUUUUGUUAUGUGUCUGUUAUGUACCAUGUUGUACAGACAAGGUAAUAAAAUGUAAAAUCUG